Molecule: messenger RNA, 430 nt
Organism: Spizellomyces punctatus DAOM BR117
Lineage: Eukaryota; Fungi; Chytridiomycota; Chytridiomycetes; Spizellomycetales; Spizellomycetaceae
Exons: 1
Coding region: 5-328 (107 amino acids)
Source: RefSeq, a predicted model, not a curated record
CUAGAUGGAGAUUAACCAAUGCCCACCAACUUCAGAAGCAGCGACAAAUGUACCAAGCCAACAUGGGCGUGAGCGGUGUCAUGAGCACUGCCCAAAUCUAGGUCAAGCACGCUUGUACAAAAUGCACCUUUGCAAUUACGGCGUGAACCAAGUGAAUGGAGAGCUCCUUUACAAUAGUGAGAUGUCCCACUUCAUACUCCCUAACCCGGUCCCAAGUGAAUGGAAAGCACCAUUGAAACAACGGGAGAUCCCGACCAAUCCUCUAACCCUUCUGAAAGCUUUCUCGUCUUGCAACCGGGGCCUGACAGCCGUCAGCCGUCAACAGUAAUUGAAACGUGAAAUAAUUGGUAGCGCAUGCGACUUUUGUGUUGAUGUAUAGAUUUUCCAGAGUCCACUCUUGGUGAUGGGCUGAUCGGGGGCUGGAGAGGGC